Molecule: messenger RNA, 1501 nt
Organism: Pseudovirgaria hyperparasitica
Lineage: Eukaryota; Fungi; Ascomycota; Dothideomycetes; Acrospermales; Acrospermaceae
Exons: 7
Coding region: 90-1340 (416 amino acids)
Source: RefSeq, a predicted model, not a curated record
UAUUUUGCUAUUUGCAUUCAUUGCAUACCGAGAAGAAAAUCACGAACAGGGUACCCCAUACCUAGCCCUGCAUAUCGAAGUCUGAGAUCAUGCAGCAACGAGCAACACUGGUACGAUAUCUCAAUGUUGCGUUGGUCGUCGUUUCAACGAUAGCAAUGUUCAUGAGGGGCUAUGCAAGACUCUUCAUAGUCAGAAAACCUGGGUUAGAUGACGUAUUUGCUGUUCUUGCAUUUGGUACUUUAGUUAGUCUGUCAGCUUUGGAAAUCAAGUUAACAUACUAUGGAAUCGGCACGAACCAAACUGAAGUGCCACCAGAGCACUUGGCCGUAUUCUUCGGGACACUGCCCACCAUGCAACUAUUAUAUCUUUCGUCUACAGGGCUUGUUAGAAUAUCAAUAGCAUUAUUCAUUCUACGUCUGGGUCGUCAAACUAAUUAUAUGAAGAGCUUCUACGCCCUAAUAGCCUCGAUCGCGGUGGUAACCAUAAUCUCUGUCUGUAUCUUGCUUUUCGAAUGCGUGCCUGUACGAGCCCUAUGGAACCAAAGCCUACCUGGCGCAGUUUGCGUGCCCAAGUCAGAAGAAGCCACUCUCAUGUAUGCGCAUGCGUCAUUAGGAAUCCUAUUCGACUUCAUCCUGUUCCUGACACCAAUAUACAUACUCUCAGGAUCAGUAUUCAAGAGUAUGAGAAUGGUCAGGCUGUCACUCCUGUUCUCCCUAGGCCUUUUCAGUGCCAUCACGGGAAUCGUCCGGCUGUCCCAAAUCGUCAACAUUGACAUGGCACACAACACCACCAUGAACGUCUCUUACGCUUCCGUAUGGACCGAUCUGGAGGGCCACACCGCGCUCUGGAUCGCAUGUCUGCCCGCUACACAGCCAAUAUUUCGAUGGGUCUCUUUUUCGCUAGGCUUUAGAAGCAGGCUCAGGAGUACUGGUCCGACGCCCAAUGGAUACAAUGGCUACCAAAACUCUCGAAACAAGGGUACACCAAAAAUAGGAGGAUUAGCCACCGUCUGGUCAAACAGAUCAAGACGAGCCUCUAGAGGGAUGGAGAUACUCAAUACAAUCGAGAUGGAAGAAAUGGAUGAGAUGGACGAAGAGAGUGCCAGUGCAACAUUACACAACAGCAAGCCUUGCAGCAGAAGGAAUUCCAAUGAUGAUAUCAGUCCAGCGCGAAUGGUUCGGCAUGGCUCAUCGCUGUCUGGAACCCGGAAUGAAAACUCACUAAUUAUCGUCACGACCGAGGUUUGUGUGGCUAGCGAGAAGAUUGAAGGGUUGACACGCCCUGCUCCUGCCUAUAUGUCGGCCAACACCUCGGCUACAGGGGGUGUGCACCACGCGUGAGAGCGGCUUGAACAAUCAAGUAAUGGAGGGCAGGUUAGGUUCUAGCCCCAUCUGAGAGGGAUGAUCAGCUACAAGAACGUCAUCGUAGAAUUGUGGCAACCAUUUUCGACGUUCGAAAGCCUCAAAACCUAUUUCUACUUGCAACACCGCAAUCGGUCAGU